UGUGAAUAAUCCAUAUCAUAAGUUAACACAGUAAUUACAUUAUUAUGUACUUAUUGUUCCAAACUUAUAUAAAACUGGUCUCAAGCUAUAAUUUCUUGGAGAUUAACAUUAAAGAAACACCUAUUUUAAUCAUAAAAUCUCAUAUCCUUUUCUCUAACCAUUUCUCUUAUCUCUCUUUCUUUCUCUGUGUCUCCAUGAACUCUAUUGCUUUUUCAUCUUCAUCAAAAUUUUCUCUACAUGGCCAUGAAGAAACAACCUAAGCCGUGUAGUUUCCUCUUCCACGUCUCUCUUCUCUCUGCGUUGUUCGUUUUGCUUCUUAUUUCUUUUGCUUUGACGGCUUCUUACAAGCGCAAAUCCGGCAUUAAUGGCCUUGGCCAUAAGAGGGUUCUAGCAAGUAAUUUUGAUUUCACACCGUUUCUGAAGAACAAAGAUCGCACUCAACGUCAAAGUCAAAGCCUGACCGGAAAAGAAACCGGUUCAUGGUACAAUGAUGAGGAACGGAUCGUACCUAGCGGUCCAAAUCCUUUGCAUCACUAGCUAAAAGGUUUUUGUUAUACUUUUUUUCAAUAGAUUUUUUGUUGCUUUUUGGAUUAUUAUAGUGUUAUGACAACAUUCAUGACCAUGGAUCAUGAUUAUAUAUUGUGAAGUGUAUGAAAUUGAUGUAACCAUCAUAUUUGUUUAUCAUGGUUUCUUA
Camelina sativa (false flax) is the source of this 694-nucleotide messenger RNA. Its product is annotated as CLAVATA3/ESR (CLE)-related protein 11-like. The record is from RefSeq and is a predicted model, not a curated record. NCBI's taxonomy places the organism in Eukaryota, Viridiplantae, Streptophyta, Magnoliopsida, Brassicales, Brassicaceae.